AUAUUUACAUACAAUGUUUCAUUAACGGCAUCUGGUCAUACAAAUACUGUUUUGUUUUGGUCUGUUCUUAAAAGACGCUGUCGAUUCUAUGAGCCACUAUAUUUAAUUUAAUCUAGUGAAACGAUGUGCUGAUUUACACUUAGUUAAAUAGCGGUUAUUCGAAUCGUCAUGCUCCUGCGCCUGCCUUUGUUGGUGGCCCGUUUCCUGCACAAUGGAAGACUGCGUCUGUUAUUUGUGGCCCUUAUCGUUCUGCUGAUCGUUGGCUUACUGCUGACCUAUGGCAGACAGACUGACUACCAGCUCUGCUUCAUGGACGGAGAAGGACGGUCGGCGACUCAGUCAACGGGUUCUGUUGGUGUCGACCUCUUGGAUGAUGUGCUGCAGGCUGAUCCAAAACCGACGCCCGGCAAGACUAUUUUCUUUCAUGAGACGAGUUGCCACCAAAAGGAGAAUAAUAGAUACAAGGUGCUGGAGCUGACUGCACGCCAAGCCUGCGCAAUAGAAUCGGCAGCAUUGCAUAAUCCGAAUUUCCAAGUUUUCGUCUUAUUUGCCGGCCCCACAUAUCAAAUCCCUACAGCCAGACAUAACGAUAGCCAUCCGCAGACCUUGGUUGAAGCAAUCCUCAGCUACAGCAAUGUACAUCUGCGUCGUCUUAACCUUUGGAGCUAUGCUGCUGCCACGCCUAUUGAGGAGUGGCUAAAGGACGGUCGCUUAUUUCGUUCUAAAUAUUUGUUUUCGCACAUAUCGGACUUUCUGCGGUAUUUAACGCUUUAUCGGUAUGGCGGACUUUAUCUGGACAUGGACGUCGUGGUGCUGCGCAGCAUGGAAGAAGUUCCUCCCAAUUAUACCGGAGCAGAGUCUGAUACCCACCUGGCUGCAGGUGUGAUGAAUCUAGAGCCGACUGGCUUUGGACAUGGGAUCGCCGAGUCCUGCCUGCGCGACUUUCAGCAUAACUUCGACGGCAGGGAUUGGGGCAACAACGGACCGGGUGUCAUUACGCGAGUAGCUCAGAAAAUCUGCCAAACAAAUGACAUACGUCUGAUGCAGGAAGAUCGCAAACGCUGCCUAGGAUUCACCGUAUUCGGUCGGGCGGCAUUUUACGCUAUUCCUUGGAAGCAGUGGAAGGACUUCUUCGAGCCGGAGAAAAUGGAAGAGACGAUGGCCCGCGCCAAAGACUCGUAUGUGGUGCAUGUGUGGAAUAAACACUCUAGUAAGCUGCCCAUUAAGCACGGAUCUAGUAACGCCUACGCAAAAUACGCCGAAAAGAACUGCCCUCGAGCCUACAAGGCGGCAGGAGAUUUUUUUUAGGGUAAUGGAUGGGUUCUCAAAUAUUUUUUUGUAUUUUUAUAUGUGUAUAUAGCGCUGCUUACCAAAGAUAUCCCCCAUUAAAGGGGUAUGUUACUGUUUUAUGUUUGCUUCUCUACAAUUGCUAAUCUCAAAACGAAAAACAGUCAAAAGUCGUACAAUUAUCAAGGAAACGCACAUCACUAUCAAGGAUAUAACAUCAUUAGGACUUGUGUAAGCACAAUUAUUAUUUUGAAUAUUUCUAAAAAUGUGUGAACCCGUUUAGCAUUUUGCAGCAGUUAUAAAAAUCAAAAAUGUAGAAUAUAGAAAAUCAUACAUUAGUGCGAUCAUACAAUAGGAAACAAGUAUUCCCUAACCAACGAACAAAUAAUUAAAAAAUGGCUUAAAUGUAUUCCUCAACCUGUUUGGCCCAGAUUGAAUGUAAAAAGAGUUCCAUAUAUCAUUGAAUACAAAUGUAUACUUAAACUCGCUCGAAUAAUUUAUUCAAAAUCGCAUAUCCGUGUACAUAUUUCAAUUGAAUAAAAAAUACAUUCUAUGGAUAUUUAGGUAAACGGGUCACUACUAAAAAGUCUGUAUGUAUAAGAUACUGAAAUAAUAUAAGAAAAUGAAUUUGUGAACACUUA
Molecule: messenger RNA, 1928 nt
Organism: Drosophila ananassae
Lineage: Eukaryota; Metazoa; Arthropoda; Insecta; Diptera; Drosophilidae
Product: lactosylceramide 4-alpha-galactosyltransferase
Exons: 3
Coding region: 169-1308 (379 amino acids)
Biological process (GO): glycosphingolipid biosynthetic process
Molecular function (GO): alpha-1,4-N-acetylgalactosaminyltransferase activity
Source: RefSeq, a predicted model, not a curated record